Messenger RNA from Micropterus dolomieu (smallmouth bass), 1365 nucleotides. It is a transcript of the gene rab38a, whose product is annotated as RAB38a, member RAS oncogene family. Gene Ontology annotation, molecular function: GTPase activity; GTP binding. Lineage: Eukaryota; Metazoa; Chordata; Actinopteri; Centrarchiformes; Centrarchidae. The transcript is spliced from 3 exons. The record is from RefSeq and is a predicted model, not a curated record. Bases 90 to 728 code for a protein of 212 amino acids. Gene Ontology annotation, cellular component: Golgi apparatus; trans-Golgi network; vesicle. Gene Ontology annotation, biological process: vesicle-mediated transport.
GUGAGUCCUUCUCAACCCUUUCACCCCCCUUUCCUCUGUCCUCUCCAUUACGGUGGAUUCAUGCUCAGCUCUCGCCCUUCUCGGUCGCCAUGCAGAACAACCACCAAAAGGAGCAUCUGUAUAAGAUUCUAGUGAUAGGGGACCUCGGGGUCGGCAAGACCAGCAUUAUCAAGCGGUAUGUCCAUCACAACUUCAGCCCCAACUACCGAGCCACCAUCGGGGUGGACUUCGCGCUCAAAGUCCUCAACUGGGACCAGGAGACGGUGCGCCUGCAGCUGUGGGACAUUGCAGGUCAGGAAAGGUUUGGCAACAUGACCCGCGUGUACUACCGCGAGGCUAUGGGCGCAUUCAUUGUGUUUGACGUCACGAGGCCGGCCUCCUUUGAUGCCGUCACCAAAUGGAAGGAGGACUUGGAUUCCAAACUGACACUUGCCAAUGGGAAACAUGUAGCCACCGUGCUUUUGGCUAAUAAAUGUGACCAGGGUCGUGACGUACUGACUAACAAUGGAAUAAAGAUGGAGCAGUUCUGCCAGGAGAACGGCUUUGUGGGAUGGUUUGAGACAUCUGCUAAGGAGAAUAUCAACAUCGAUGAAGCAGCUAACUGCUUGGUGAAACACAUUAUCGCCAAUGAGAAUGACAUGCUCCAAUCAGAAGUCCUGGACACCAUCACCCCCCAGUUAGAGAAGGACAAAGGCGGGACAUGCUCCUCCUGCUUCAGAUCCCAGUAAAAACUUCCUGACAGUUUGAAGUCCUUUUGUAUCUCGUUAUGCACAAAGUCGAGUUUGUCUGUGAGCAGGAGACAGAGGGGGAAGUACUGGCUGUUUUUUAAGAGGCGUGUAUGGGUGCCAAAUCUUUUCCUGUCUGGUAGCUCCGGUGAAGGUGUGUGUGUGUGGGGGGGGUGACAUAUUGGCAUCUGGCUCAAGAAAAUGGAUGUACUAAAACAGAGACAGAAAGAGAGAUGGCUGCAGCUGUGUGUGCUUGUCAAAGGCAAGGUCACCCUCUGGGCGACUUCAAGCCUCGACACUGCCACUUUGGUUACCAUGGAGACACAGUCAAUGAACACAUGCACAGAAAGAUCGCAGCAAAUCACAGUAUACAUGUACUAAAGGUCCAUACCAUGAUAAUUGUUGUCCGCCCCUUUGUCAUCCUUCUUUUCUUUGCCUCCUGCUCCUUUUUUCCCUGUUUCUGCUUGUUUCUUCCUCCUUGACCCUCCCUGACAUUUUGUAAUUUUUAAUUUUUCAUAUGUCAUUCUGGGCAGAUAAACAGGCUAAAAGCACAGUUAUAUCUUGUAAUUCAAUGGUUUUAUAUUAAAUUUAUAUCCCACUGUUCAAUGUUUGUAAUAUUUUUAAUUAUGGGAUAAAUGCA